UGCCCCCGGGCGGCGUGUGCGGGGCGGGGGGUGCGGGAGGGAGGGAGGGGGGGGGACACGAACGGAGGCUCCCGCGGCGGCUCCCGAUGGCUCGUCCGCGGCCCCGAGAAUACAAGGCUGGAGACCUGGUGUUCGCCAAAAUGAAGGGGUACCCGCACUGGCCGGCCCGGAUUGAUGAACUCCCUGAAGGAGCUGUGAAGCCUCCAGCAAAUAAAUACCCCAUCUUCUUUUUCGGGACUCAUGAAACUGCGUUCCUGGGGCCCAAAGACCUCUUCCCAUAUAAAGAAUAUAAAGAUAAGUUUGGGAAGUCGAACAAACGAAAAGGAUUUAAUGAAGGCCUGUGGGAAAUAGAAAACAACCCUGGAGUAAAGUUUACUGGAUAUCAGGCAAUUCAGCAACAGAGCUCAUCAGAAACUGAGGGAGAAGGAGGAAAUACAGCAGAUGCCAGUAGUGAGGAGGAAGGUGAUCGGGUAGAAGAGGAUGGAAAAGGCAAAAGAAAGAAUGAAAAAGCAGGCUCAAAACGAAAAAAAUCCUACACUUCAAAGAAAUCCUCCAAGCAGUCACGGAAAUCUCCUGGAGAUGAAGAUGAUAAGGACUGCAAAGAGGAAGAAAAUAAGAGCAGCUCUGAUGCUGGGGACGCAGGCAAUGACACAAGAAACACUUCUUCAGAUUUGCAGAAAACCAGUGAAGGGACUUAACCAACAUAAUGACUGCUGAAUAUUAAGGGAAAACACAAGAAGGUUACAUGUUUGGUUGUCUAAUAUUCUUGGAUUUGAUAUGAGUCACCACAUCUGUUCAUUAGUAUCAUCAGCAGCAUCCCAGUUUGUAUGCACAUUAUUCACAUUCCUAUCUGUUGUGUUUGCAGAAAUGACAUUUUACCCUUUUUUCUAAGGGUUACUUUACAAUUUUCAUAUUAUUUGGUUGCAUGAAGUUGCCCUUUACCAGUGGCUGAGGUUUAUGAAGAUAUCGCAUACUUGAACAUGUUUAGAUUCCUUUUCUAAACAGAAAAGGUGUAACUCCAAAUUAUAUCAUUCUAAAUCAGCAUUUUUAAAAAACAAGUAGAAACGAGUCCCUUUCAUACAAUACUACAAUCUCUUCCACCUACAAACAUAAUUUUAAAUUUCCCUGUAUCCAUACUUUCUUGAUUUUUGAUCAGUUUACAACAUAAAAGAGAAAAAUCUUUUUCAGUUGAGAUCACCACAAAGUUCAAUAAUGUAAUAAAAUACCUUUCCUUAUUAGAAGUACCUAGCUAGUUAUACUCUUAAUACUUCUCAAAAUCAUGAUGUAAUGUACACUAUCUGACUUAGUUCCUAUAUGUGAAGUUAGUGAAAGUCUUUUUGUGUUUCUUUAGAUUAAUACAAGGAUUUUUUCCAAUGCCAACACAAUUUGAAAUCAUUCAUUUGGAUGCUUUCCAUUUUUAAGCUUACUGUGAUAUAGAACCCUAUGGGAAACCAAAAGAAAACAUCAAUUUUAAUUAAUGAAAGGCUUAAAAAAGGAUGCUGUCAUUCUGGCUUUUUUUUUCCUUUUGGAAAUAGAACUAGACUAGUAAGUAAGCAUUCCAAAUCCAUUAUUCUGUGUACAUUAUUGUUGCUAUUGUGAUAAUAGAGAUUUUUAUUUAUUUUUAUGCCAGCUUUUAUUGUGGAAACAUAUUUAGUCUGGUUUUAUCAAUCCUUGUUAUGCUUGUCCUUGGAACAUCUUUUGCGUAUUCAAGGUUUGUAGUUGACGAGUUUACUGUAAAAAACUUAAAAAAAAAAAAAAAACACAACAAAAAAACACAAAACAAAACAAAAAGAAAACAAAAAAAUGUAUUGUUUUUACAGAAUAAAUUUAUUGGAAUGUGUAUUGGGAGUAAGGUUUGAGGUUGUAAGCAACUAAGUUAGCGUCAUAUUUGGCUUCAUACGUGUAAUAAUGUGAGGUAUUAAUGUAAGUCAAGUAUUAAAGCAAAACAUUCUGUUAACAUGAGUUGACCAUAAUAGAUACAAGUGCAGGUGAGAUCUUUAUUUUUUCUGUACUUUGCCUUUUCUGGAUAACAGGAGGUUAUUAAAUUCACCUUGAAUGUA
Molecule: messenger RNA, 2060 nt
Organism: Cygnus olor (mute swan)
Lineage: Eukaryota; Metazoa; Chordata; Aves; Anseriformes; Anatidae
Gene: HDGFL3
Product: HDGF like 3
Exons: 6
Coding region: 87-698 (203 amino acids)
Biological process (GO): regulation of transcription by RNA polymerase II
Cellular component (GO): nucleus
Molecular function (GO): transcription coregulator activity; double-stranded DNA binding
Source: RefSeq, a predicted model, not a curated record